AUGAAAAGUGAAAAAAGUAAAGUUACAUCAAAUCUUAACACUCUUAUUUUGGUUUUCAAUGGACAAAGAAAAUUUUCGUUCUACAUUAAAGUGCGUACUGCACUUAAUAUUGAAGCAAGAACUAUUCACGACGAGCUAAGUAAUCUUUUUGGUGAUGAAGCUCCUUCUUAUCGGACAGUUGCAAGAUGGGCUCAAUGGUUUCGUCCAGGUCGAGAAGAAAUUGAAGAUGAAGAACGAUCCAGAAGACCUGUAACUGAGAGUACUCUUGAAAAUAUUGAAGAAAUUCGUAGUAUUGUUAGUGAUGAUUCUCAUGUUACAAUAGCAGAAUUACAAGAGCAUACUGGACUAAGUUAUGGCACCCUUCAUGCAAUAUUAUCUGAUCAUCUGGAACUUGGAAAAAUUACUGCUCGUUACAUACCGAAACAGCUAAUGGAUUAUCAACGGAGUGAACGAGUUCAAAUAUGCAAAGAAAAUCUGUCAAGAUUUGAAGAAGGAAGAUGGUGUUUAUGUGACGUGGUAACAGGUGAUGAAUCGUGGUUUUUCCGUCAGUAA
Messenger RNA from Rotaria sp. Silwood1, 552 nucleotides. The record is from the annotation of a GenBank genome assembly. NCBI's taxonomy places the organism in Eukaryota, Metazoa, Rotifera, Eurotatoria, Philodinida, Philodinidae.